AGGCUCUAUUGCGAGAAGUACCUAAAAAAUUAGUCUCUUAGAAAGAAAGAAAAGAGAACUUUAUUAUACACAAUAUACAGGAUAUUAAGAUUUUAAUUUAAAUCUUCAACGUUACCGCCUCAAUGAUCUAACAAUGCAUUUCAUUACCUCAAUUUCACGCCUCAAUCCACCACGGCUUGCCAUUUCAAUGCAGUCGCAACAAAUGACCUACACGGUAAAUAUGAUACUUAAAAUAUUUUUAAUUGUCACGUGCGAAUUAUUAAUGACUUAUGGAAACUCAAGAAUCAUUACGCUGCGUAAUUUAGAUUUUAAAACAAAUGGUGUACCUCAACAACUAAAAAUAGAUGAAACGCCUCAUGUUAAUUUGACUGAAAAACCUGAAGAUCAAGCUUCUAGUAAGUCUCAAGAAGUUUCCAUAAAGGAUAUAAGUGAAGAGGUGAGUCGAAAAGAAAAUGAUUUACAUGAUGAUGCUAUCCAACAAGAUUUAAAUGAUAUUGACACUGUUAUACAACCAGAAGUUACAAGAGUCAACAGUGGGCCAAGUGACGCACAGAACUUGGAAAAAAUAAAAUUUAUGUUAAAGGAAAUAAAGAAAAUGUUGAAAAAAGAAACGAAACAGACGGGAGUAGAAAAUGAUUAUUUCAAAUCGUACGUGCCGAUAAGUGAAGAUGUCGACAAUCCAGAGCCUCGAGGUAUGGCAAGGACCUCCAUCAAUUUUGUGGAUGGAUUGAAUCUUAUUAAUAGAGGCAGGAAGAUACACGAUAUUGUCUAGACUAUUAUUAUGUAUUAAUAAUGAUAAUUACA
Molecule: messenger RNA, 804 nt
Organism: Pieris napi
Lineage: Eukaryota; Metazoa; Arthropoda; Insecta; Lepidoptera; Pieridae
Exons: 2
Coding region: 134-772 (212 amino acids)
Source: RefSeq, a predicted model, not a curated record